AUGAGCGAGCAAUCCCUUGCCACUUCAAUUUGCUGUCUAGACAGGCUCGAUCUCUAUCGUAGAGAGAAGCCGUAUGAGCUCCGGUUUGACCCCCCGAAUGAAUUCCCACGGAAAAAUUUGCAGAUCUCACAACACCACGACAUUCGAGUAGAGGAUAUCAGAAAUCGCAAGGGAGACCUUUCGAUCGAGAAAAAUGGCUUCGUGGUGAUGGAUCUAGAAGACAUAAUGAGUGCGGAAAAGUUUGGCCACGGCGAUGCUGUCGAGUCACGAUACUUACCCCAGGUCGCUGAAUCUCUCAAAGAACGUCUGGGUGCCACCCGGGUUCAAAUUCAUGACUACCCCACUGUGGACAGAGUUUGGAAAUCGAUCGAGGGCCCCAUCAAGAAGUGGCCGUUGAUGAUGGUGGAUACAUCCACCGUUAACCCCGAACAUGACCUACAAGCCAGAGAUAUGGUCUACUACAAUGAUGUAGUCGAUACCAACCUCGUAUACAAAUCCGACGCUUACAAAUUCAUGUAUCUGAGCAACCAGAAGACCACCGAGGCAUGGGUUAUGUUGCAGUCUGACUCCAGAGGACUGACGGAUAUGGCCAUAAUAUUCCAGACUAAACCCCACCCCCAACUAAUUGAAGCAGGUUGUUCUUUUUAG
Messenger RNA from Penicillium mononematosum, 648 nucleotides. Its product is annotated as putative CmcJ-like methyltransferase. The coding region runs from base 1 to 648 and encodes 215 amino acids. The record is from RefSeq and is a predicted model, not a curated record. NCBI's taxonomy places the organism in Eukaryota, Fungi, Ascomycota, Eurotiomycetes, Eurotiales, Aspergillaceae. The transcript has 2 exons. Gene Ontology annotation, molecular function: oxidoreductase activity.